Messenger RNA from Sycon ciliatum, 1784 nucleotides. Its product is annotated as NADPH oxidase activator 1-like. Bases 230 to 1192 code for a protein of 320 amino acids. Gene Ontology annotation, molecular function: protein binding; superoxide-generating NADPH oxidase activator activity. The transcript is spliced from 7 exons. The record is from RefSeq and is a predicted model, not a curated record. Gene Ontology annotation, biological process: superoxide anion generation. Lineage: Eukaryota; Metazoa; Porifera; Calcarea; Leucosolenida; Sycettidae.
AAGAAUGUAUGCGCCAACACGAGCAGGAACAGGACCCAACUCGAUCCACUACAAAAGAAAUGGGUCAGCGACAACUACAAAGUAGCUUGCAAGCGAUACAUCAUCGCCCAUCCAGUAUGGCACGUGGCGACGGGGAGUAUAUAAAGUGGGAUUGAAACUAUUCGGAAGUAGAUCCUGUUGACAUUCUAGUUUCGAUAAUUUUGAGCGAAACGCAAGGUAUUGUUUGGCCAUGUCUGAGCUACAGAGACAAUCGAGCUUCCUGCCAUGUAAGACGACCACCACGCUGUGGGAAUCGGCGAUCACUGCUCACGAUGAUGUCGGAGACUGUGAAGAGUCGCUACGUUUCUUUCGACAGAUGCCAGCAGACAGCGCCCGGAUCUCGUUCAACAUCGGAAGCGUUCACAUGUCGGAGAGAAGCUAUGGAGAGGCUAUUGAGGAAUACAGCAAGGCACUGGACAGGGAUUCGCAUUUAGCCAUUGCAGCAUUCCAGCGCGCACUUGCACACCAUAACAUGGGAAGCAACGAAGAUGAUGAAGAUGCACUGCAAGAUUUUAUAGAGUGCCACCGACUGCUGCGCGGCAACCUGCUCAUUGACUACCGUGAGCUGGGACUGAAGCACAUACUCUGGGAGUAUCAGGUAUUGUUCAACCUGGCGGUAGUCUACGUACAGCUGGGUUUGAACAGGCAUGCUGACCAGUACUACGCCAAGGCAAAGAUCUCGCACGCCAAAGCUAAAGAGGUUGCAAUAACAAAGGAAGUUAGUCUCGAGACUGCGCUGCGUAACCUGAACAGCAUCUGCCAGUGUCCGUGCGGUAAUCCCAGCCUGUCAGUCAACGUCGACCGCCGGCUAACGCCCUUUCUCUGCCAGCUCAAGCAGCUAGAAGUGGCGCCGUUCUUCCAUCCCCGUGGCCUGUCCACCGUGCACUUGGAGGCCGUCAAGAAGCAGCAGUUCCUCGGCAAACCGAAGCUUCUGUUCUCAACAAGCCGACAGGACAUCUACCGCAAAUCCAGCACUGGAUUCACAGGCGCUGUGGCAAAGCGGGAAGGCAAUCCCAUGUUCGUCAAGAAGCAUCGCAACGACAAGCCUCCGCACACCAUAUCCAGUCUCAUUCAGGCCACACUGUUCGCGUCCAAGCUUCCCGCCUUCGCCGUGAAACCACCUGCCCCAAACAGCCAUCUCGUACCAUCGUAAAGUGGGCAUGUAGGCACAAUUUCAAAUGAUUAUAUCAUCGGAACUCUUCAAGGCCAUCAAACAACUAAUAACGCAUAUAGCAGCACCGGGAUGGCGAGAGAAAUACCAUCAAGACGAGAACAUCAAGACGGAAUCAAGACAACUUAUAGCACGAGUAUUGCCAGCACACGGCAAUGCCCUUCAGCAAGACGAAUUAUAGCAUGGGUAUUGCCAGCACACGGCAAUGCCCUUCAGCUGUGAAAUCAGCGAAUUCACACAACUACUGUCAGCAUACCUAUGUGCAUGACUAGAGAACUGUCUGCUUGUCAACACAUACUUCUGAAGCCAAGCUAGUUCCAUCUUUCUAAGCAGCAUUCCUUGACUAUUUAUUACGAAGAAAGCCUUUUAUCUUCCUCGAAGCGUCUGCACACACUACAUGUACAUGUAUGUACUUGUACGUUUAGCAGUACAGUACUGUAUUGUGCUGGGAUUAUGCUUGAACAGCUAACAAAGUCAUAAUCUUACACCUCACAGCUUGAGCUUUACCGUCAUGUGACCCUGACACAUUAUCGUAAUAUCUAAUAACUGAUGAGACUGAGUGAUCAGAACGUUG